GCCGAGGGCCCGCCCAGGGGCCUGGAGGGUGCCAGGUAUGCGCACGCACGCCGGUUUGGUGCAGCAGUACGCUGCGUGGCCCUCCACAACCGUGCCUCCUCCACACUGGCGCAAUCACCUCCUGCCGCAGCCACCCACAUUCCUCCCCCUUCAGCACCACCUCUACGACAGCAUCGCCAUCAACAGAAAGGCAACCCAGGAGAAGAUCGAGGUGCGAGGCGCGCCAUCUGCGCCAGUCGUGACCGUCACGGGCACCGAGCGCAUCGGACUGCUGCUCGACAUAUCGCGGGUCUUGAGAGGUCAGCAGAGGACAGCAGGGAGGUCGACGGGAGGAUCUUUUACGUGUGUCCCUCCUGUCUUGUCUGUUUUGAACCAUCGGUCAGAGUGGGGUUAUUCGGUCAAGAAGGCCAGGGUGGUGAGCAGUGUCAGCGAGACGGGCGUCAAGACCAUCAAGGACACUUUCGAGUUGAUAAACCUCGACUCGACAGCAGGGUUGGGCGAUGGACUGUCGGAUGGCGAGAGGCUGGCCAAGUUGGAGAGGGCUCUGCACGAGCGGGCAUUCACGAGCGGGUCGAGCAUGCAGGCGUGGGAGAGGCAGCAGGUCAACAUGUACCAAUCGUCGCUGCUCACACCAGGUCAGCGGGCCAGGCAGCCAGACAGCCAGCCAGCCAGACAGGCAGGGAGGGAGGGAGGGAGGGACCACCGACACGAUGGCGCUGAUGCCAUCCAUGGGUUGUGUUCAGGUUCACGAGUGUAUGAGGUGCGAGUAGAGGGCACCGACGCUCCCGGGCUGCUGCACGAGAUUGUACAAACAUUCUUCACCCACGGUCAGUCAGUUACCCAGCGACCCAGCGGCCCACACCGCACACACCACUGAUCAUCUUAUGUGAUCUCGCCUCACACACGCAGGUUUUGCCAUCAUAGCGGCGCGAGUGACCUCUCUACCAAAUGGCAAGAUCCGCAACUCAUUCCGGUCAGUGUACCAUCCGACUGACAGUCAGGACAGACAGACAAAGGAAGAAGACAAACAGCCAUGUAUUCAUCCGUCCAUUAAGCCCUGUGUGUUGUCCGUCGCCUCGCCCUGCCUGCAGGUGCCGGCUGACGUACCUGUUUGAGAGACUGCUGGCCCAUAGUGACGAGACGAGUGAGGCAGACCAUCUACGGGCACUGCAGACGGCCCUUCAGUCUCUUCACCCCGACCACGCGACAUAUGCCCUGCCGGACACACCCCCACCAGAUCUCAAGGUGACCCCUCCUUCCCCACCUGAGGGCCCCUGCUGUGAGUCGUCACCCGAGCACCAGCACCAGCUGCCGCCUCCCCCGCCGCAAUCGCCCCAGGAGUCCAUCAAUGAGGCCGCUUCCCUCCCGCCAUCCCUCAGUCUCCCGGACGGUCCCGACCACCGGCCCCGCCCGCGGAGCCGCAGCCUCGAUGCGCACUGCACCUCUACCAGAGGGGCUGGCCCACACCACUACCCAUCCCACGUGACAUCGGCAGACAAGAGGCAUCCGCCGACCAUAUACGAGGAAAGGCCCACAGAGGCCACCACAGCGGGGGGCAGCAGCGAGGAGGGCCGGCAGGGGGACGUCACGGGGGUCGCGAUGCGGUCAUCCUUCACUCUCAGGUCCCUCAGCCGUGUGCAGUUCUUCUCUCGCAUCCGUCUGGGGGCCAUGUGCAGCGCCGGGUUCGACAGAGGACACAAGAGGGGCCGGGGAAGCAGCAACAGUGACCAGCAGCGGCAGAACCAGUCAGGUCCUGACAGCUGCUUGAAGGUUAAGGUUUGGCCGACGUCUUUUCUUAGUCGCCUCACAAUGAGAUGAGGGCCUCCCUAGCGGGCUUCCUUGCCGACGGGGUGGGUGGGUGUCGGUUGGGUUGAGCCAGCAGGGAGGGGGAGGUCGGUGGACGGGGGGAUCGAUGGUUGUUUCUAUACGUGUGUGUGCAGCUAGCUGGCUGGGUGAAAGCGGUGCGCGCACGCACAUGGGUAUGAUAUGUCUCUCUUGGAUGCUGAGAGGGCCGCUGCGUCCACAUGCAUUUGCUGUGGGUCGUAUUUUUCUCUCACGAAUGAGAUAUGUAUGAGUGAGGUGUUGCAUGCAUGAAUGGGUGUGGUGUUUUCGUACCUAUCCACUCGAGCGAGAGGCGCUUGUACAUAGGCAAGCAAUGGCGCCGGAGGGCAGACAGACAGACAGACAUGAGGCACGUGCCUGCCUGGCUGAGCACAGAACAGAGAAGACAGAUCAUGCUGGACAGCCAGGUAGCCAUCCAUCCAUCCAUCCAUCCAUUGAUCCGUGCAUCCAUCUCUAACCUUUUUCGUCUCCAGCCUCAUGCACACGCGGGGGUGCGGUGCGAUCCGUCCUCCACUAUGUAUGUACAUAUGAAGCUCUUCUGCCUGACCGGCUGACUGAGUGAGUGAGUGUUGUGUUGUUGUGUGAAUGUACCUACCUGGCAGGGUGCGCUGUGCUGUCUGCUGUCGUGUGCCGUUCCCGGCCUGGUUUUGGUCCGUCAGGGCGUUUUCGAAUCGCACAUGUGCCCCUUGUUUUCCAAUGCUGGCUGGACGGGCCAAACCAGACCGAGCACAGACAGCAGACAGACACACGGGCCGGGAAGGAAAUGGGUGUUCCAGUUGGUCGCGAGUGAGGUUGUUGGAUGUGUGAUCGACUGACUGACUCGCUAGGGCGUUAAACGCUGUCAUUUUUCUUCCCAUGUCUCUUUCGGAGACAUGGACGGCAAAUUUUCCGAGGGGCUGACCCGGUCUUGCCUGGGGGGGUGGGGGG
Molecule: messenger RNA, 2769 nt
Organism: Vitrella brassicaformis
Lineage: Eukaryota; Vitrellaceae
Source: the annotation of a GenBank genome assembly